AUGGCUGCGCGGAAAGUUCUCGUGGUAGGACCGCCGGACGGUAACCUGCGCGAGCUCGUUGCAAAGACGAGUGCAAUUGCAGCGAAACAUGGCCCCUUUGCAGCAACAUUUAUUGUCGGCGACUUGUUUGCGUCGACUUGGUCGGACGAGGCCCAAGCGCUGUUGGACGGCGCGCUCACACUACCGAUGAAAACCUAUUUCUACUAUGGCACACGGCCACUUCCUGCUCAAGUUGCGGCCAAGAUACCGGGCCAAGGAAAUGAACCUAUUGCGCUAAACGACCAGCUGUACUAUAUGGGCAGCAACGGCAUCCUUGAGAUUGACGGGUUCCGCGUCGCAUUCCUCGGCGGGUCCUGCACAGAUCUGGACCUAGCGCCGCGGCUGGAACGCAUGCCACCGGGGUUCAAUUCGUACACCACGCUGGACACGCCGGAAGACGUGGCCGCUGGUUUGCAGACAUUGCUUGAAAAUCCAGCGCUCGUUCUCGGCAAGGCUGUACCACCUCUCCCGCUCAACAAUGCAGGGAGCUUGCAAGAAGCGCGCGCGCUGUCCGCUGCACAAAAUUCGUACACGGAACAGCUUGCACACGACGCGACAGCCUUGGGCGAGCGUCGCGCGAUUGAUUUUUUGUUCUGUAAUGCAUGGCCGCGCAACGUGGAGCGCCUUGCGUCUACGCCCUUGCCGGAUCCCAACGCACCUGCCUGGGGCACCGAAGCUGUCACACACCUUGCCGAAGCCGCACGCCCGCGCUACUUUUUUGCACGCGCGCCCAGCGAACAAGAAGCGCGGGCGCGCGCUUUAACAAUAGCACCGUCUGUGCUGGCGUGCGGCGCAUUUUGGGAGCGCGAGCCAUACGAGAAUCCACCGUUUGCGGCGAUUACACCGCCGUUUUUACCACCUGUGACGCGGUUCCUAUCGCUGGCCAAGGUUGCGAACGCGGAAAAAGCGCAAUGGUUCAUGGCACUUUGCAUUGUGCCGGCGGAUACGCUGCUCAAAGGCGACACAGCCUCUGCCGCACUGCAGCGCCCUGCCAAUCUGACACAGAGUCCAUUGCUUGCACCUGCAGCGCCACCGAAGCAGUCUGCCGAACCCCUUCAUGCUCGCUGGGACGCCGCACCAAACGCCACAAAGCGCCGCAAACACAAGCAUUCUCGCGAGCCCGUUGCGCCGGUCGGCCCCGAGCGCUGUUGGUUUUGUCUGAGCAAUCCCAACGUUGAAAAGCAUUUGAUCGUGUGUAUAGGGAACGAGUCGUACAUUGCGCUGCCCAAAGGCCAAGUACCCAUCGCUUCCGACGCUUCCUCGCCCGUUCCUGGCGGCGGGCACGCACUGGUAAUUCCCAUUGCGCAUAUGCCGUCGAUCUACGCGCCGGAUACCGCCUCGGCGGCUUUGUACAAUGAAAUCGAUGCGUUCAAACUGGCUUUGCGCAAAUGCUACGCGGCGUACGAAGCCGUGCCUGUGUUUUGGACCGUGGUGCGUCGUUCUGGAGUGCGCGCCGGGCAUACUCAAAUACAGGCUGUGCCUGUCCGCCGCGAUCGUAUGGACGGCAUCGAGUCCUAUUUCCGCGGCGCAGCACAAGACCAAGGGCUUGCAUACGAGGAUGCUGAGGUUGCCGAGGCGUUCGCUACGCCCAUGCAGCCAUCCGAGUUAGUACGCGCCACAGACCGCGACGAUUUCUGCAUGAUGGAGCUGGAUCAUGUGCGCCUGCUCAUCCUUCUGCGCGGCGAACGUUUCAAUUUGCAGUUUCCCCGCGAGACGCUGACGUCCUUCCUCGGGAUGCCAGAGCGCGCGCAAUGGAAAGCGUGUGAGCGUCCCGAAGAAGUGGAAGCAGCGGAAGCAGACGCAUUUAAAGAAGCAUUGCAAGAAUUUACCGAUCCUAUUCUGGAUGCAUAG
Molecule: messenger RNA, 1890 nt
Organism: Malassezia vespertilionis
Lineage: Eukaryota; Fungi; Basidiomycota; Malasseziomycetes; Malasseziales; Malasseziaceae
Exons: 3
Coding region: 1-1890 (629 amino acids)
Biological process (GO): mRNA splicing, via spliceosome
Cellular component (GO): post-mRNA release spliceosomal complex
Molecular function (GO): RNA lariat debranching enzyme activator activity
Source: RefSeq, a predicted model, not a curated record